Molecule: messenger RNA, 2845 nt
Organism: Dendronephthya gigantea
Lineage: Eukaryota; Metazoa; Cnidaria; Anthozoa; Malacalcyonacea; Nephtheidae
Product: beta-1 adrenergic receptor-like
Exons: 1
Coding region: 1460-2482 (340 amino acids)
Biological process (GO): G protein-coupled receptor signaling pathway
Cellular component (GO): membrane
Molecular function (GO): G protein-coupled receptor activity
Source: RefSeq, a predicted model, not a curated record
ACCUGUCGCAGAGCGAGGUGAGUUACGCGAACAGUAUAUUUUUAUUGAUAUAACCUGCAAUUAUAUAGAGAAUAGUAUACGCGGUAUCAUUCUCAGCACGAGAAAAAAAUUCCGUAUUUCCAAGCAUCCGUGUAUUUUUGUUUUAUUAUAUAAUAAAAAAUUGUUUUUUGAGAAUUUUCUAACCCCUCAGGGCGCUUAUACCUGCUUCCUGAUUAGUGGAUCAAACACGAUAAUCGCACAGUGGUAUUAUUGCUUUUCACAAUGGCGGAUUUGCCAAUAAAACACUGCAUAUUCUAUAAUAAACGUGUUUUUAUCUAACAACGCCGGCCCAUAGUCAUAGAAGUAAGAAUAUGAUGCGGUAGUACAUUAAUAGCAUGGCACUGUAAGGCAGAAUUUCUAAUUUCAAAGUAGCCAUAUGACAAUACAUGUGUCGCAAUAUUAUUUUUCUAAAUUAUAUUUAUUGCUUUUGUCGACUUGUUUUGUUUUUUUGCCUAUUUGCGUUGAUCAGUCGCCGGCGUCAGACAAAUUGCCAUAAUGGAGAACAAUUAAUCAGCAAGAUAUAUAUUGUGUUUAGCUCCGUCUUUUUUAACGAUCAUACAGAUUUUCAAGUGAGAAAAAGUUACAAAAAUACCGCGCCAAUCAAAGUGAUUUUUGGUCGAAAAGUUUCAUUAUUUCACUUAUUGGAAAAUUGCAAGUUGGUCGUUUAUUAUAUAAUUGUGUGUCUACUGUCUUAAAUUUGAUCAACUUAAGUAAACAUUUAGAUUUUGACCUGAAAGUGUUUGAUAACAUGAGCUGUCUUCUUAUACACGCGGAAAAACAAAAUAUUGUCACUGGUAUAUUCUUUAAAUUGUCGAACGUGUUUUACUGCCUCUUCGCGAAAAUCCUUCGCCUUGAAAAUGAUUUUGAACACUUAAAUUAACACGCAGGUGGCAAAGUGGAAACAGCUGGUGUUAAAUUAAUAUUUUUAAAGUUUCUUGGUUGCAAAAGCGUCAUAAAUAUGCAUGCAUGCAUAUUGCUUUUAAACUUUUUAUCGACAAGAGGGAAGACGGCCAACUGCAUGUGUGCCAACUCACAACAGUUUUCCUUUAAAUAUUAUGUUGUGUGUAGAAACUCGUCGAUUGAGUCUGUGAUAUUGAGUGAGUGAUGAUGAGUCGGUGAGGACGUCAUUGACAUUGUAAUUGUAAACGUUGAAGUACUGUAGUUUUUGCAUAAAAUCGUCGAGGUUUACCUUGUACAUCAUUUCACCGAAUUUCGAAUGUCGAUGUAAAAUAUUUUCAGCCGACAACUUUACAGUAACAGUGUUAUUUAUUUCGGAACUCGUGAUUUAACGAUAGAAGAAGAGUCCAGCUUACUUGUAGAAAUGAAAAACAGAAAAACUGUGUGCGAAAUUUAACUUGAUAUACUGAGGCGGGACCGAUUUGAAUUGGAUCGAAGUUAUCGUAAAUCUUGCUAGAAAUUCAUGGCUGAACUGAACACUACGAUUGCGGGUGAAGUAAAACGGUGCAACAUUUCCUUCGUAACCUUUUACUGGACACUGCCAGCAACCGGCGUUCAUCUUUACACCAAUAUAGCACUCAUAGCUAUUUGCUUGUUAGUGUCUCUUUUUGGAAUCAUCGCAAAUGUUUUUGUUGUAAUCUGCUACGUGAAGAACCCUCGUGUACGCACGUUGUCCAAUAUCCCGCUACUUUCGGUGGCUUUCAGCGAUUUGCUGGUGAGCGCCGUAGUACUGCCCCUCCUCGUGGCAAAGUUUAUCAAGGAGAUAUACGGUACACGUAAUUGUAUUUUAUGGGCUUCCAAGGGGCUUGCGACGUAUUUCUUAUUUGGGGUUUCGCUGUUGUCCGUAACUGUUAUAAGCGCUGAACGCUUCAUCACUUUGGCGUAUCCUUACCAGUAUCAAGCGAUUCUGACAAAGAUUCGCAUGAACGUGGUUGUUGCAGCAGUUUGGAUUGCGACCUUUGUUGUGGUAAUUUCGAACAUUGGCUUGAUAUCGUUCAAGGUUCUUCAGGCAAUUGCCACCUUGACUAUAGGGCUAUGUAUUUUCUUCAUUCUUGUAAGUUGGAUCUGGGUUUACAAGCUGCUUAAAACCCAUGUAAGAAAGAUCAACACAAACCAUAGGCCAUCGGUCGUAUCGAAGCCGGAGACCUCGCAACGGCAAUCAUACAGAAACACUGGUGCUAGUGGUGUCAUUGUCUUUGGUCUUAUAAUCUCCUAUAUUCCCUCCGUUGUCAUGCUUGUUUACUUCUGGACCGAACCGGAAAGCUUCACGGGAAUCUAUCUUGUGUCUCCUUGGGGUGAAACGUUUCUCCUCUCGCAUUCAUUGUUCAACCCACUGUACGUAUUUUGGAGGAAAUCCGCCUUCAGGGAAACCGCUGCAAGUUUUAUUCGUCGAUUUACAUGCCACGCACGACAGAUCGACGGACGAAUAAGUAUUGAUUUGAGCAAGAAUAGCAUGCAAACUCAAUCACUAGCUGCAGUUAUAUAAAAGAAGAACACUGUGAAGUUUUGUAAGGAAGUGUUGUAAAAUGGCAUGCAGUGACUAAAAUAUAUAGCUUUGCGAAUUUUGUAAACGGUUGUAUUACAAUCCACUUGAUAUAACUGAUGUUAUAUAAUGUUUUAACUUCGUUGUUUACUUUACAAAUUUUUUUGCAAUUUUGUUUUGCUCUAUAUAGCACACGGGUGAUUGAUUUGCCCAGCGUUAAUAUUCUUUGACACGUUAUAGAUUGUGCUACCAGGCUACCCUUCCAAGCUGUCCGCUUGUAGCAGACCGACCUGCUAUCAUUUACUGCAUGUCACGCAAGGUGUCGCGCCAAUUAUCCAAAAAACGGUGUCAAAAGUUUUUGGGUUU